Symbiodinium sp. CCMP2592 is the source of this 747-nucleotide messenger RNA. Lineage: Eukaryota; Dinophyceae; Suessiales; Symbiodiniaceae. The record is from the annotation of a GenBank genome assembly.
AUGGUCGUGGCCCGGUUGACGCUUCUGGCCGUACUUGCCAUUGUGGAUGGCAAACGGGCUGGAUUCUCGGAGGCCUACACGCAGCGGAACUUGGCGGCUGCGGCUAGGGAGCAGGAGGCGGAGGGGAACUUGCAGCCUACAGCGAUCUCCGUGAAGGAGGCAGCCAAAGAGGGCAACGUGGCGGCUCUCAAGGCACACAAGGAGGCCGGUGUGGACUUGGGGGCCCCUUUGAACAGUCAGGGGAUGACCGUGGCGCACUAUGCCGCGUGGUUCGGCCAUGCAGCGGCAUUGCGCUUCCUCGCCGAGGUGGGCGUCAACUUCGAGGCGAAGGCGUGGCGUGGUGGCAAAGGCACAGACUGGUUCGUUGGUUGGACUCCGGCUCAUUUGGCAGCGCGUUACGACCACGUGGAAGCAAUGAGGGCACUCAGCAAGGCUGGGGCCGACCUCGAGGCGGCGGACAAAUAUGGAGAAACUCCGGCACACGUUGCCGCCAGCUAUGACCGUCCGGCAGUGCUGCACUUUUUGAAGCAGGCGGGGGCCGACCUCGAGGUGGCGGACAACGAGGGCAACACGCCUAUCCAUAAAGCCGCAUACUUUGGCAAGGCGGCCGCCGUGCGAUUCCUGAUCCAGGCUGGCGUGAAUGUGAAAGCCCUCAACAAGCUUAGAGAGCCUCCGGUCAACGUGGCCUCCGACAGUACCGUGAUGCAGAUGCUCCUCCAGGCUUCCCGAGCGCGGCGAGCGCGCUAA